GUCUUUGUCGCACAUGAAAAAAAGUAUCACGCAUUUGCGAGACGUGAAUUUUAAUUUCGUUUUUUGUGUGAUUAAAAAGCAAGAGAAAAUUUAUUUACCAUAUGUGUAGCAUGUUACCAGUUUGUGUGCAAGUGUAUUACUUAUGUGGGUGCAGUUUUUAGAGCGCUAUUGUAAAACUACAAUUAACUAGGCCAGUUAACUUUGAGUUGCAGUGAACAACGUUUGCGAGCAAUUAUAUAAAAAAAAGGUAAGUUCCAAAAAGGUUAAGGUGCUCCCACUGAAGCGUACGUAGGCAUUACGAUUUAUACUAUGUCCGAUGCGAUGAGCGCACCGCCGCCAUUAAUACCUCAACUACAAGAAAUGCAGCAGCAGCAACAACAACACCAGGCAGCCAACUCUGCCGCAGCGCAGCAAUGGAACAACUAUGCUUGGUGGCAACAAUAUGGAAAUAAUGCUGCCGCCUAUCAGCAGCAAUAUUAUCAAUAUUAUAUGCGCUGUCAGCAACAACAACAGCAGCAGGUAACUUCAACGAUUACUUCAACGAAUGCUCCGCCAGGUUUUAGCAAUGCGCUGGCUCCGCCACCACUGCCUACAGCGGCGCCACCACCGCCGCCGCCACCAGCUGUGAAUAAAAAUCAACAGCAACAUCAAAUGCAGCAGCAGCAGCAACAACAGCAGAAAAAUUUUGGAGGCAUACGUUUCAAUUUAAAUUUUAAUCAGAAACGCUUGGGCACUGCGCCUAAUCCGCUUCAGCUGCAGCAGCAACAACAACAACAGCAGCAGCAGCAGCAGCAGCAGCAGCAACAAAUGCAACAUUACAAUAACAAUGCCAACAAUAACAAAAAGAAGCGCAAGCGCAACAAUAAAAACAAUAUGAACAACAAUUUUAACAAACAACAACAGCAACAACAACAGCAGCAGCAGCAGAUGCAACAAGCUGCGUCACCUAGUUAUCCAACGGUGGGCAUGUCUAGUAAUCCUUUUGGUAUGCAGCCAGUUCCACAAGUGCCAGAUUUGAGCAAGCCGCCACCACCGCUUCCUAAUGCAACUGCAGUGGCACCGCCACCGCCUCUCAUCGAAGCCACGUCCACGCCUGUGGCCAAUUCCACAUCCUCCCCCUUUAAACGUCCCAGUAGUGGCUUCCAAAUGGCCUCCACCGAUUGGUCAGACUCUUUGAACAAUUACGUUGCGCGGUGUUAUUCCAAGUGCACCACAGACUUGGACAAGGAUCAAAUUGAGAUUUGUCUAAAGGGCAAAAUAAUGGCUGCUGCCAGUCGCAAUGAGCUGUGGACACGUGAUUGGGACAAUGAGCCUAUGCCCACUGUGCACAGUGAACGCGAUGGUAUCGAGGUGGUGCUCAGCAAGGUGACACCAACGCAGCCACAACGUAGCAACUACUUUAACAAAAAGCAACAACAACAGCAGCAGCAGCAACAGCCACAACCACAACAACAACAGAAGCAAAAGUUGGCAAAUGGGCAGUUUAAGCAAAAGAAUAAUGCCUUUAAUAAAUUUGGAAAUGGUCAGCAAUACUCCAGAAGUCGAUCGCGUUCACCCUCGUCCACAUCGUCGACUUCGAAAUAUAGCAAUAACAACAAAAAGCGUUAUACGCGCUCCCGUUCCCCUUCACACUCUCGUUCACGUUCGCACUCACGCUCACGCUCCCGUUCGCGCUCGCGUUCGCGCAGCAGUAGCGUCAGUCCGCCGGCACGCAAGAUACAACGCAAGACAGGUUCCCAAGACACUUUGGCCAGCGAUUAUAUACCACUGAAUCCAAACUUGUCCAAGAAGCAACAGAAAAUGCUAAUGAAGCGCAAUAAGCGCGCUGCAGCAAUCGCUGCCGCAGGUGGCGCAACUGGUGCAGCCGCUGGUGGUAACAGAAAGAAGACGCCACAUUUCUUUGCAGCGUCGUCGGUGGGCGGCGCCGUUGUUGAUGACACAGCGCGCUUGCAACAGCGUGCGGCACGUUUCUCACAGUCGGGCAGCAGCUCGACUAAGAAAUCUGUCGUCGCCAUUGCAAGCUCCCCGUUCGGUCUCACCACGGCCAAGCAUAAGAAGAAAUUUGGCAACGCGUCGCGUUCAAUGUUCUAUGAGGAUGAUGGAAGCGCGGGCGCGUCGGGAAUAGAUUUACUCAAUUUACAUAUUGUAGGGACAUGUAGGGAUCUCGAAAAGUCUUUUCUGCGCCUAACUAAGGCGCCCUCUGCAUUCGAAGUGCGACCAGCCGAUGUGCUUGUCCAUUCGCUUGCCAACGUCAAGAGCAAAUGGCUGAACAAUCAGGAUUAUCACUAUGCGUGUGAUCAGUUGAAGUCCAUACGUCAGGACUUAACGGUGCAAGGUAUUCGCGAUAAAUUCACAGUUGAUGUUUAUGAGACACAUGCACGCAUUGCAAUGGAAAAGGGCGAUCAUGAGGAGUUCAAUCAAUGCCAGACACAACUAAAGAUGCUUUACCUAGAGCUGGGAAACAGUAGCAAUUCCCUUGAGUUUACCGCCUAUCGCAUUAUUUAUUAUAUUUUUACAAAGAAUACCUUAGACAUCACCACUGUCUUGCGUUCGAUUACAACUGAUCAGCGCGAGAAUCCAGCGAUUGCGCAUGCUCUAGAAUUUCGUUCGGCCUGGUCGCUGGGCAACUAUUGCAAGCUGUUUGCUUUAUAUAAGACGGCGCCGCUCAUGUCCGGGCACAUGAUUGAAUGGUUCUUGGAGCGCGAACGCAAGGCGGCACUGCGCAUUAUUAUUAAAUCCUAUCGCCCCAACGUUAGCGUCGUUUAUAUUACAAAUCUGUUGGCGUUUGAGAACGCUGCCAAGUGCAAAGAGUGGCUUGAUACCUUCAGCUUGCCUUAUGUCGCCGAUGGCGCACAGAUUGAUUGUAAAAACGCUGCUGCCAUUGCCAUUUGAAGCUGAGGUGCCAUGUCUAUGUGUGAGCUUAUCUUCAUAUUCAAAGGAGUAUGCAAAGUGCUUGGCUUCAUCAGUCGACGACGGCAAGCGCUUUUCACCAAAACCAAUCAAACAAACUCAAUACAGAUGACCCAACUACACGAUAUCCGUUGCAGCGACGCUCAGUUCUCAGAGAGUGUUCCACGGUAUCGUUGCGGCCAACUCUCUUUUUGUUUCCUCCACCCCUUCUCUAACUCGUGUCAGUUAAACGCUUAACUGAUUUGCCUAGUGCGCGUGCCCCUGCGUUUAGCUUAGGAUUCGUUUACAAUGAACUUUAAAAACCUACUCUCAAUGCUCGCUUGACCCCUCUCCUUUCCCACUUCACACUCAGUUUAAACAAACAUCUGCAACAACAACAGCUGCAACAACUCAUAAACAAAACAACAACAAGAAAUCAUCGGUUCAUGUCACAGCUUAAUGUUCAGCAUUCAUCAUGGGAUUCUUCCAUCGAUUCUGCGUUAAUCAGACCUUAAAGGAUUUCAAUGAAACCGUCAGCAUAUGCUUAAAGUCACCAAGGACUCGGCAACGCACAGACAGAAGAUUGUCAGCUAGAAAGAAAGUCCAAAUGGAAAUUUCCUCCACCAUGAAGACACACAUUUGGAUCUAUUUAGGAAUCGACGUCAUCACUUAAAUAACUCUUCACUUAGGUUGAGGACCACUUAUGAUGCAGUCGUAUAGCUUCAGGAAAUGCUAUUUUAGGUUCAACAAGGAUUUGUGAAGCGCUUCAAGGAAUUUAAGCAGCAUCUAUGGUUAAAAUUGUUUUAGGUUCCAGCUCAAAACAAGGACUGCAAUUGGAGUUUUCAACGAAACGACAACUUUAUCCGCAGCUUCUAGUCAACCAUCUAAUGGAUUUUUCUAUAAAAAGGAUAAGCUGCAUUUCUUUGGAUGAAAUUUCUACAACAGACUUCAAUGUGAUUUUAGCUAAAUGCAAAUGUGAUUUUAGCUCGGACAACGAAACUUUUUUGCACAGAGUUAGCUGUAACACAAAUUCGGCAUAACUGCAAAAUAAGUUUCAUUAUAAUGCUUUACCUCAGCAAGUCCUUCCGAUUUAAUCUAAAAUGUGGGUUUUCGAAUCUUACAAAUGAAAGCUGAAAACUGAACUGAAGUGCAAUGUGAUGAAAAUUUGAACUGUGUAUGAACUUUCAAAAUGCAAACUCUAAAAAAGAAAUUCUAAAUAAUAUUACAACUAAAUAUAAUCACAAACUAACACAAUAUAAUAAUCUAACACGAUUAAUACACAAGCUUAAACGGAGACCUCAGACAGAGAUACUGCGAGUUACGCCGGAAAACGUGUAUUUUCUUUUCUAUUUUUCCUUCCUCCCCUUUACCCCAUACAAUUUUUACUUUUACUUAAUU
This is a messenger RNA of Drosophila busckii, 4287 nucleotides long. Its product is annotated as leukocyte receptor cluster member 8 homolog. Gene Ontology annotation, cellular component: nucleus. The transcript is spliced from 7 exons. The coding region runs from base 310 to 2892 and encodes 860 amino acids. The record is from RefSeq and is a predicted model, not a curated record. Lineage: Eukaryota; Metazoa; Arthropoda; Insecta; Diptera; Drosophilidae.